CGUGUUUAUUUUGUGUGAGAAGGGGAGGUUGUUUAUCCCUUCUUUUUUUUACUUCUUCUUUACUCUCAUUUUCUAUUUGCUACUUGCAACACUCGUAUGUGUGCGUGUGUAUGACGUUUGUGUUCCUCAUUUCUCUUUGGCACAUACACACGCUCGCAUUGAGUAGUCUUCAUCGACCAUUCCAGUUUUUUUAAAACCUUUAUUUUAUUUUUGCGCUCCUUUUUUCCUUUAGCCUGGUUUUUUAUCAACAGUUACAAUUAUUAUUGCACCAGUCUCAAGCUUUUUAUAUUUUCGUAUUCCCUUUUUUUUUUCCCUCCACACUUUUCCUAUCUUUUCGCCGUUUUUUUCUUUUAUUACUACUUUAUUUCAUAACUCGUCUCUAUAUCUUUUUAUUCGUCGUUGCUGACGCCUCAUCACACACCGUAAACCCAACCUCAAAUCUACCCCGCUUUUGAGUAAAUGAGUUCGACUCCCCCCAAACAUUCCUUAUCAUCCCCCACAUCAGGUCAUGCCUUGGGCGUGCCUGUAUUACCCACACCGUCAUCCUCGACUUCCAAUCGCACCGCGCUUCAGCAACUCAGAGGAGAGCUUGAACAGCAGCUCGUCGAAAAGGAAAAACAACUGCAGGAAUCGCAAAGCGGAAUUGGAAAAAACGUGCUGGCCAGACAAAUCAGUCAGAUUCAGGAAAGGUUGCGAGAAAUGGACCUACAAAAACAGGAUCAACAAGACGAUUUGCCACCCGCGACCCUGGAAAAACUGCGUAAUCUCGAACGCGAUCUAAGUGCUUAUCGCGGUUAUCCACUGUCUCCCGGAUUGUCAGGUCACCGUAAAGAAAAAUUACUUGGUCAGCGAUCUACGGGAUUAGAUGGGUUACCAAGCCCCUCCGCCUCCACGCUCAUGCUCCCAUCUCACGGUCAUGAUUCAAGUUCAUUACUGCCGUUGCCACCGCCACCUACCGGUUCUACACCGACCAAACGACGAUCCAAAGUCCCCAACACCGAUCGCAGAAACACCGAUAUUGAAUUUGCCACCGAAAUCGGUCAAGGGUUGCUCGUCGAGGUACGCAAAAUGCAAGCUCUAUUGCAGGAGAAAGAAGAACAACUUCGUGCUCUCGAGAUUCAGAAAGCCGAUCUUGAACGCGCUGCCGAAGCCAUGGCAAAACAGCUCAGACAACGUGAGGAAAAUGAAGAGAAAUUAAAGGAAGAGACGUGGAAUCUGGAGCUGGCCAAACAAGAACUGACGAUCAGUGUCACCGAACUGCAACAGAACCUGAACAAAGCUCACACGGAGCAAAACAAGGUGGUGAAGCAACUGAACGAGUUGAGGACAGAAAUUGAGCAGCUUCGAGAUCGCGAGGAAAAAUUGACGAUGGCCAUGGAUAACAUGAAACAGCGUCAUGAGCAAGAUAUGUCGGCGAUUCGACGCCAUGCUGCGGGCCUUCAACGUGAAAAGGCCGAUCAGAGUAAACAGAUCGAAGCCUUGACCUCGGAACUAGCCAUUGCCAAAGCCCAAUCACGCAUUGCCAAACAUGCGCACGCCGAGACCGAACCUUCAGAGAAAUCCGAUUCCAACCAUGGCACCUCGGAUGAAAGUUCGACCGUCAAAAACGAUUCAGCCCAUCAAUCGUCCCCUCCCCCUUCACCCAAGCAGAAACCCACACGCAACCAAGCACUGGAAGUGGAAACGCUGAAAACGUCCUUGGCGCACGCCCAUCGCAUGGUGUCCAACCUCCGAUCCAAUCUGCACAAGGAGAAAACAGAAAAGUUUGAGUUGAAAAAGUUGCUUGCGGAAUCCCAAGAGACCAUUGAACAGCUUCAAAACGAUCCUCGCAUGUGGAUUGACGCCGGUCAGCGCAACGCGGCCAAGGAAGACGCCACCGCCGCAGGGCAACGCCGAUCACGUAAACCGAAACGCCGCACGCCGGCAAGACGAGCACGUGCAUUGAGUCGUACUCACCGUGGCGAGGACGAUUACUCCGAAGCCGAGAAUCGACGUAAACGCAAGAAUUCCCAGUACGAAGACGACGAUGUGUACUCUUACUCGUCCAUGAGCUCGCCCGAAGAAAGCGAUGUCAGCGAAGAUAGUGAUCAUGAAAUGGAAAAACGUGUCACCAUCGCCCCGCGAUUUACAUCCUUGUCGUCGGAAUUGAGCCAGAGCCAAAUUAAGCAACCGGUCGUUGUGGACGCCCAGGUCAACACGGACCCUGUGGAAAUCACGCCUUUACCCGUUCCAACCUCGAUUCCACGUUCACUAGGCGACGAGCUUACCAGUGCCGAUGCAAAAUCCUCACUACUGGAAGAUGUCAACAGUGCACCAGAGACGAUUGAGCCAGGAUCUGACGUGUCGACGCAAACCGAACCUGAACCUGUGCCCGUGGUAAUGACCGAUUCUCGCGCCAUUCAAACCGAUAGUGAGCCCUCUAAACCAUUCGAAAUGGUGACCAUGGAUGCCAUGCAAGCCGCUCCCGUGGAACGUCCCAGCGUCGAUGCCUAUGUCCAAAGUGUCACGCCAGAUGCAAUGGAGCGCGGCGUUCAAUCGGUUCCUGUCCCUACGACCGAUGCGGAAACUCAGAGUGUAGCGGUCGUGACUUUAAAUGCAGAAGUCCAAAGUGUGCCGGCUGUGACCUCGGAUGCAGGUAUCCAGUCGGAUACCAUGGAAAUGGUGCAUGUGGCAACGCAGAUGGAUCCUGUUACUUUUGAAGAUCAGAGCACCCAAUACGAAAGCCUACCCGGUAUCGAUCACGGUGUCCAAUCCGAGCAGGUGGCAUCGAUGCAUGUGGGUGUGCAAAGCGAAGCGGACGAUACGACCUCCAAUGCCUUGGAAAAUAUCGGUGUGGCGUUGGCCGACGUUUCGACCGCCGUGACAGUGGAUGCGAGUGUACAACAUGAUCUCAUCACACCCGUCAAGGACGCUGAAACGCAAUCACAGGCCGUACAAGUGACUGAUGCAGCUGUGCAGCAUGCCAUUGUCGAAGAGAAGCCCGAAAUGUGCGACGCUGAAGUUCAGCACUGGCCCCUGACACCUCCCUUGUCCGAGGUGAACCUUGAGCAAGGCUGGAUAGUGAAUGCAUGCGAAACCGUGGAUGCGGGUGUGCAACCGGAAACCGAGCCGGGCAUGGAUGUGGCCGUCCAAUACGAUCCCGUGCAAACGCACGAUAUCGAUGUGCAGUACGAACCCAUCCAGACACACGAUGCCCACGUUCAGCACGAUCCUCUGGAAACGCACGAUGCCGACGUGCAGUAUGAUCCCGUCGAAACGCAGGAUGCCCACGUUCAACACGAUCUUAUCGAUACCCAUGACGCCUACGUCCAGCACGAGCCUAUCGAAACACAUGAUGUCCAUGUGCAGCACGAGCCCGUCGAGACGCAUGAUGCCCACGUUCAACAAGAACCCGUCGAGACCCACGAUGUCCACGUCCAAUACGAACCUGUCCCUUUUGAAUGGACGCAAACCACCCUUGAACAAGGAUGGCUGUGUAAGGAACGAGAGGCCCAGGAUGUCGGUACACAAUCGGACGUUUCGGCGUUUGAUAAGCAAGACCAAGAACGCGUGUUUGUGGAUGCUGCUGUGCAGCAUGUUGACCAGGCUGAAACCCGUGACGCUGUGCCUCUUGCAUUCCCUGCCACGGCUGAGUCGACGGUAACAUCACGUGAAACGAAGGAGGCCGUUGCGUCUCAUGACAACCAGCCACAUAGGGCUGAUGCUAUCGGUACUCGAACAGCGGUUGCUGCUGCUGCUGGUGUGGCAGGAUCCUCCGCUCUCACAGCUCACAAUGAAUCUACCCACGCAUCUUCUUCUCAUGAAGAUCGAAUUGCUGCGGUUGAAUCGGUGACCAACAGCCCGACGAUUUCUUCGCAAGCGGACGAAACCGUUCAACAAGAAGGGAUGGUCCACCGAGACAUUGGCUGCGAUGGAUCGGUACGUACACGCGAAAUGCUACCGGAACGCCCAACCAUGGCUGCACAUGCUGUGAGUGAACCUGCGCGCCCGGACGGUUAUCGUCAAGCAAGUCACGAUCAACGCGCCUCGACCGAUCUGUGCAGUCUUUCGACCGCUUCGCAGAGCAAUUACGAUCACCGUCCUUCAAUUUCAUCGUCUCAGCUUGAUGCGGUGACCCGUGGACCCGGUGGUGGAGCAGACCCUCACGUCAUCUCCUUGAUUACGCAGACCAUGAUUGGCGAUUGGCUGUACAAGUACACCCGACGAGCGGUCGGCAAUGGCAUGUCUGAGAAGCGCCACAAACGGUUCUUUUGGAUUCACCCUUACACUCGCACCCUGUACUGGGGUCCGCGAGCUCCUGGUGUCGAUGGAGGCGAAUCCAAAGCCAAGAGCGCUUUCAUCGAAGGUGUGUCUGUGGUGCCUGAUUACACCCAAACGCCCCCCGGUUUGCCGAAUGUGAGCUUGCUUGUCCAAACAAGUACACGUCAAAUUAAAUUGACUGCACCCACAAUGGCGCGUCACGAAAUGUGGUAUGAGUCUCUUUCGUAUUUGCUUGAACGAGCCAAGGGAGAAUCAUCCGCGACGGUAUCCGAAACGAAGCGCGGUGUCGAACCUCGUAGCGUAGCACGAUCGUUAUCUAGUUCAUUGUACCGAAAACCGAGCUUACAACGGCUUCAUCAUCUUUUCCAUUCCAGCAGCGGAACGGUGCGUACGUCACUAUCCGGUUCCGUGGACCACUUCCACGAUGAAGAUUUGGAUGACGAAGCACUGGAAGACGUCCGCAUGUGCUGCAAUGGCAAGCACCACGUAUCGAAGCUUGAGAAAGAUGCCAGUUUACGUCCCACGUACCGCAAACGCAAGAGUCGUCCCAGUACCCUCAGCCAAACCCAAAGCCAAGCCGGCAGUCAAGUUGGAAGUCAAUAAUUGACGCCCAUUCUUUUACUCUUUUUUCUUUCCAUUUGUCAAUUAGCAUGUGUUUUUCUUUUUUUUACUUCUGCAAGUGCUUACUGUAUAUUUCUCAAUCGGCAUCUCCUUUUAACUAUAUCGUGCAUCCAUUAUUUCAUCAGCCAAAAAAGAAGGUUCCUUCUCUCUGAGAAGACUUGUGAACUGAUCCUCACUCACCGGCUGGAGACUCGACACUAUCAACCCCCCUUUUUUUUAUGUAAGAAAAUCCUCUAAAAAACCAAAUAUCCCGUCUAAAGUCUUCUAAAAAAAAUACCUUUCCUUUCCUUUUUAUUCCUUCCUUCCUUUCUAUUUAAUUUUUUUAUUUUGUUAUUAUGAACACUCUCUUGCCAAGACCUAAUAAAAAAAAGGAGAAAUAUCCACA
This is a messenger RNA of Radiomyces spectabilis, 5266 nucleotides long. RefSeq lists its product as uncharacterized. The transcript has 5 exons. The coding region runs from base 460 to 4863 and encodes 1467 amino acids. Gene Ontology annotation, biological process: establishment of mitochondrion localization; maintenance of protein location in cell cortex; microtubule cytoskeleton organization. Lineage: Eukaryota; Fungi; Mucoromycota; Mucoromycetes; Mucorales; Radiomycetaceae. The record is from RefSeq and is a predicted model, not a curated record. Gene Ontology annotation, molecular function: phospholipid binding; tubulin binding. Gene Ontology annotation, cellular component: mitochondrion; cell cortex.